Messenger RNA from Sus scrofa (pig), 2280 nucleotides. Lineage: Eukaryota; Metazoa; Chordata; Mammalia; Artiodactyla; Suidae. The record is from RefSeq and is a predicted model, not a curated record.
AGCCUUGUGGUCUCUUGCCCCAUUAAGUCUGUGGUUAUCCAGGGCUUUGGUAGACCAAGACAGUCCUACUUCCACCUUCGUGUGGCUGCUCCUCCAGUACUUGGAACUUUUCAGCAGUUCUAUUUUACUGGCAGACAGUUCUAAAUAAGAUCAGAACAGUAAGUAAUUAAAUCCAGUCUGAAGGGUCUCCAGCUAAAAAUGCAUCCCCUAUUCCUUUCUCCUUACCAAACCGUUCAACUACAUUGUCCCACGUAACAUAAGUUCUUCAAUGCGAUUAAAUCACGUCAUUAAAUUACAGUAAUAAAUUUGAGGUUUGACUGUGAUGGUGGGUGUAAACUAUUUUAUUGUCAAGUUAAAGAGGUUACAGACCCUUCGGUCUUUAAAUAAGAAAUCAAGAAGUCAUGGGUGGUUAUUUAUUAUUCUCUGUUCUCUUGGCAAAAGAAAAUCCCAUGAUCCUCUUCUGGUUUAACAAAUAAUCUCACAAGUAUAUAGACAAGUUUUCUGUUCCAGAAAACAGAGAGGUAUCCAUUUAUAUAUUACCAUGGCCACAAUUAAGAACAACAAUAAAGAUUACAUAUUAGAGGUUUGAGAUAAGCUUUACAGCGUUUAGCAACAAUUUCUGACGUACACCCUUAGUAGAAUCUUUGUCAGAAACAAUAUUUGAAGGACAUGUUCUAUGUUACAGAAUAAUGGGAGCUUAUCUGAAGCCAAAGGAGAAUGAAUGUCUUCUUAUUUUCUUACUGGUAUUUCUUCAGCUAACAGUUAUGAUUUUCAAGUCAAGGUGUUAGAAUUCAGUUAGUUACCACAGACAAAAAUCCUAACAAAAUCAAAACCUACACUAUUAAAAAGUGAGGACAGAAUAAGAUUCCUAACAAAUGGAGUAUGUGAAAUGUAAAGUUUUACACUUAUUCUAAAAAACGCAGCACACAUAUAACUUAGUGAUAUUAUUUAACGCAACAUUCAUCAUCUAAGGUACAGAUGACAAAGAACAAGGUCAAUCAGACAAAACUUCUCUUCCAGAGUGGCCCACCAGGUCGGACCAUCCUCUGUGGACCAGUUCUGCAAACACCAUGAGAGUUUCUCUGUUAUUUGCCACAGCGAUUCAGUGACAAACAUCAUUACCAGCCAAGCAACAGAAUGAGCAGGUCCAAGCCAGCGGACCUAAGAAAUGGCAGCACAGUGACAGAGUUUGUCCUCGUGGGCUUUGAGCAGAGCUCCCCUUCCACACGGGCUUUGCUCUUUGCCCUCUUCCUAGCCCUCUACAGCCUCGCCAUGGCCAUGAAUGGCCUCAUCAUCUUCAUCACCUGGACAGACCCCAGGCUCAGCAGCCCCAUGUACUUCUUCCUUGGCCACCUGUCCUUCCUGGAUGUCUGCUUCAUCACCACCACCAUCCCACAGAUGCUGAUCCACCUGGUGGUCAAGAACCACAGUGUCUCCUUUGUCGCUUGCAUGACCCAGACGUACCUGGUCUUCUUUGUGGGUGUGGCUGAGUGCAUCCUCUUGGCUUUCAUGGCCUAUGACCGUUAUGUUGCAAUCUGCCACCCACUUAACUAUGCCCAAAUCAUGAGCCGGCAGGUCUGUGUGAGGCUGGUCAGUACUGCCUGGUUCUUUGGGUUGAUCAAUGGCCUCUUUCUUGAGUAUAUGUCUUUCCGGAAUCCCUUCUGCAGAGGCCACCACAUAGAAAACUUCUUCUGUGAGGCCCCCGUAGUGAUUGCUCUCUCCUGUGGAGACCCCAGGUUCAGUCUGAAAAUGGUCUUUGCCGAUGCCAUCGUGGUGCUGCUCAGCCCCAUGGUGCUCAUCGUCAUCUCCUAUGCUCGCAUCCUGACCUCCAUCCUGGGCAGAGCCUCCUCCUCUGGUCGGGGGAAGACCUUCUCUACUUGUGCCUCCCAUCUGACUGUGGUCACCUGUCUCUACACUUCGGCCAUGUUCUCUUACAUGAACCCCCGUAGCACCCAUGGUCCUGACAAAGACAAGCCUUUCUCUCUCCUCUACACCAUCAUCACCCCCAUGUGCAACCCCAUCAUCUACAGUUUUCGAAACAAAGAAAUGAAGGGGGCUAUGGUGAGGGCCCUUGGGAGGAGCAGCCUGGCCCAGGCACGGUCUGUCUAGUGGGAAGACCCCUGGAGGGGUGGCUCCCUCCUCCAGCCCUGACAGGUGGGUAACUCUCCAUGCUCAAAGGCUCCAGGAAAGCGCAUCCUAGCUUCCUUGGUACUAGCAUCCGACCCGGAAGAGCCUCCUGAUGUCUAAUGCUCAUCUGUCUAGGUGACGUUAAACACCAUU